This is a messenger RNA of Dibothriocephalus latus, 483 nucleotides long. Lineage: Eukaryota; Metazoa; Platyhelminthes; Cestoda; Diphyllobothriidea; Diphyllobothriidae. The record is from the annotation of a GenBank genome assembly.
AUGUCAAAUGUUUCAACGACUUGCCAAUCAACGGACAGUUCGCUUGAGGCUGCUCCUUCUCUUAAAUCCCUCACAGGCCGUUUUUCCGACGAACAAUCAUCCAAUCGCUCCAGCAAUCCAACGCUUUCAGACAUUCCCGUCAGUAGCCGCACCAUGGAUAAAGUGAAGAUAGCAAAGGUCACACUGGAAAACUACUAUGCUAAUCUCGCAACCCAAUGCCAGGAUAGACAGAACCGGUACACAUUGCUGGAGUGUAUCAUGGAGAAUGAGGGUUUGACUGAAGAGCAGAAAAACCAGAAACGAUGCCAACAUGCGCUAAAGGAGAGCGAAUUUCUUCGCCUGAAGCGGGCCCGAUUAACUGUAGACGAUUUCACUCCCCUAAAAAUUAUUGGCAAAGGAGCAUUUGGUGAGGUGAGUACAGUGAGCAUGUGCCCUUCACUUCUAUGGCUAUUACUUGACAAUCAUUUUGGACGCUUCAGGUAG